Molecule: messenger RNA, 1900 nt
Organism: Zeugodacus cucurbitae (melon fly)
Lineage: Eukaryota; Metazoa; Arthropoda; Insecta; Diptera; Tephritidae
Product: alpha-amylase 2-like
Exons: 3
Coding region: 329-1831 (500 amino acids)
Biological process (GO): carbohydrate metabolic process
Molecular function (GO): cation binding; alpha-amylase activity
Source: RefSeq, a predicted model, not a curated record
AAAAUGAAAGUCAUUCUGAUUUGGUCCCAAAAUAAAUGAUAAGAGACGAAAAUUAGUAAAAACAUCACAAAUCAUUCAUACAUUCUUUUCGCUGCAUUAUCAACAUUCGUGAUCGAAGCACCUGUAUUUCUGCCACCCGCACCUACUGAGCUAUUUAUAUACCUCCUUGAGUAUGGGACUCAUUCACAGAAUGAAUUCAUUGCUCUUGUUUUGGUAAGCGUGAAUUUCAUAUAAAAGCGGUAGAAUUCUGAGGUAUUUCAUUCAGUUUUGAAUUUCCGAAUCUAAAGGAAGCUUGUCAAUUGUAGUUCAAUAAAAGAAAGGCCAAAUAAUGUUGCUGACUAAAAUCAGUUUCUGUGUUCUUCUGAUCAUCUUCGGCUCGAGCCAACAAGCUUACGCCCAAUUCAACCCCAAUUAUGCAUCGGGACGUACGACAAUGGUGCAUCUCUUCGAGUGGAAGUGGGACGAUAUAGCUGCCGAGUGUGAGAAUUUCCUUGGACCCAAAGGAUAUGGAGGUAUUCAAGUUUCUCCUGUAAACGAGAAUGUUGUAGUGGGCAAUCGUCCGUGGUGGGAACGUUACCAACCGAUCUCCUACCUAUUGACCACUCGUUCGGGAAACGAGCAACAGUUUGCUAAUAUGGUGAGACGUUGUAACAACGCCGGAGUUCGUAUCUAUGUGGAUGUGGUUUUCAACCAUAUGGCCGCUGAUCAUUCCAACGUCCGUGGAACUGCAGGCUCAACAGCUAAUCCCGGUAGCAAGAGUUAUCCCGCGGUUCCCUUCUCCAGCACUGAUUUCCAUGCCACCUGUGCCAUCAACAACUACAACGAUGCUAAUCAAGUUCGUAACUGCGAGUUGGUUGGUUUGAAAGAUCUUGAUCAAAGUAAAUCUUGGGUGCAAGACCGGAUUCUUGAUUUCCUCAACAAACUGAUCAAUCUGGGUGUUGCUGGUUUCCGAGUUGAUGCCGCCAAACACAUGUGGCCAUCCGAUUUAAAGAACAUCUACAACCGUUUGAAUAACUUGAAUACAGAACACGGUUUCGCUGGUGGUUCGCGUCCAUUUAUUUACCAAGAGGUCAUAGAUUUGGGUGGCGAAGCAAUCUCCAAAUACGAAUACACCGACUUGGGUGUGGUAACCGAAUUCCGUCAUUCCGCAGCAAUUGGUAGAUCCUUCAGAGGUCACGACCAACUACGCUGGCUAACCAAUUGGGGCCCGGAAUGGGGUUUCCUCUCCUCGACCAGUGCAUUUGUGUUUGUGGACAAUCACGAUAAUCAACGUGGACAUGGUGCCGGAGGUGGUGAUAUUCUCACCUAUAAAAAUGGCAAACAAUACAAAAUGGCCAAUGCCUUCAUGUUGGCUCAUCCAUUCGGUAUUCCUCGUGUCAUGUCUUCGUUUGCUUUCGACAACUCCGAUCAAGGUCCACCAACAACCGAUGGUAAUAACAUUGCUAGUCCUCGUAUCAACGCUGAUAAUUCCUGCAGUGGUGGUUGGGUUUGUGAACAUCGUUGGCGGCAAAUUGCCAACAUGGCAGGCUUCAGAAACAUCGCCUCCGGUACAAAUUUGCAGAACUGGUGGGACAAUGGCAGCAGUCAAAUCGCCUUCUGUCGUGGCAAUAAGGCCUUCAUAGCGUUCAACAAUGAUAACUACGAUUUGAACACCUCCCUGCAGACCUGCCUACCGGCCGGCACCUACUGUGACAUCAUCUCCGGAGAAAAGUCUGGUUCAUCAUGUACAGGAAAGUCAGUUGUGGUGGGCUCCGAUGGACGUGCCCAUAUUUCGAUUCGUCAAAAUGAGGACGAUGGAGUUUUAGCUAUCCAUGUGGAAUCAAAAUUGUAAACAGAAUUGUGGUGGUUCUAUUUGGCCAGUUUAAAUAAAUAUCGCAAAGAAAAUUGAAAUAUUUGGUUU